GUUCUUGCAGACUCCCCUCUCUCUCUCUCAUCCUCUCCUUCCCCUCACUUUUUCCUCCCUCUCCCUCCCGUGGCCCCCAUUCUCCUCGCCGGUCGCCGCCGUCCUCCGCGCCACGGCGGAUCGUCGACGACUGCGGGGGAAGCGUGGAUUCGGCGGCGGUGGAGGAGGGGGAGGCGGCAGCGGAGGGGGCGGCGGUGGAGGAAGAAGCUCCAGAUCCAGUGGUUUCGGGCGUCGGGGGCUCCAGAUCUGGUGGCGGCGGGCCUCGGAAGCUUCGGCAGGAUCCAGGCAGCUCGUCCACGGCGGGAGCGGCGGCGACCGAGCAGCAACGGAGUGGAGGCGACGACGUCCUCUGAUUGGUGAGCGGCGACUACUCCUCUUCCUUGUCUCGGCUGCGGGAGAGGGAAUUUACCGCAGUUGGGAUUAUUCUUAGGUGCCUGACGGUGAAAAUUGUUUUCACAGUCGGUGGUCUAUAGUUGCCCGUCUAAAUUGGCUGUCAGAAUGGUACUAAUUUGUUCUGAAAGUUCUGAUGACAAAAACAAGUGCGGAGAUGAAUUGAUAAACUAUAUUUUAUCAUGGUCAUGGACAACUUGUAUUGAGUCCAAUUUUGAAAACCCCCAAGAAUCAGCUGCAUCAUCAUAUGCAAAAUCGCUGUUAGAACCACUUGUCGAGGAAACGGUAGCAGCAGUUCAGUCAGCUCUCCAGAAGCUGUGUUUUGCACCUCAAUUCAAGAUAAUUGAUAUCCUUCCUGCUGCUGGAGUGAAUAUAUCAUUCUUGGAUAUAGAUCUUCAGGAGGUUAUUACUCACAACACGGAGAGGGGUGAUAUCUUUUUACUGUGCACAGAACUUCCUAGGGACUCUAGUCAGCUAUGCAAUGAUGAAGCAGUACUUGCUAUGGCAACUUGCUCAAAUCUUUAUGACACAUUUCAGAGAAGUUUCAAUGUGAAGACUCAUCAGAAAGUUAAGAGACAAAAGUUUAACCAUGCUCUGUUCUUGUGCAAUAUCUUGAUGAAUAUUCAGAUCUGGGAAUCACUGAAUGCGGUGAUUCUAUAUGACUGCCCAAUAAUCAAUGAUCUACUGGCGCCACCAUCCAUGGUUGUGACAUGCUGCAAUGAGGAGUUGGUUGAUGUGUUAAUGUCUCAAAAGAUUACUCUAGAUGAGGUGCAGUUGGAAGCUGCCAAAGCAAUUUAUUCAGCUGCACGGUGUAAACAUAGUAGAAGCAUCCAUGUUAUAUCUGGAGCCCAUGGAACAGGCAAAACAAAAAUUGUUUUCUCUGCAGUGGCGUCACUUUUGUCAGUAAGUGAAAAAGUUAUUGUAUGUGUCCCCAAUGCUCAAUCGUUUUCAGCAAUGUGUUCUGAUUUUGUUGAAAUGGCUGAGUCUCACAUGGAUGAGGAAUUGGGAAUUUGCUUGGGAGACAUAUUGGUACUAUCCAACGAGACCGGGCUAGAAGAUAAUGUUCAACAGCUUACAAUCAUUACAAGAGUCAAAGAAGUGCUGCCUUUGAUGAUAUGGCAUGAUAUGAUGAAAGCACUAAGGAAAUCAUUGGCAGCAUUUAAAGAGAAAUACGUUGCAGAAUUUAAAGAGAAAUAUGUUGCUUCAGCAAAACAUAAUUGUCAGCCAUCAGCCAAAAAGUUGCUGACUUCAUUAUUUUUCGAAAAGGCAGGUUUUCUGUUGAUAUGCCUUGCAACCUUUAGGAAACAUUUCCCAAAAAAUAUGUUUUCUGAACAAGUAAGCAAGAGAAUAAAAUCUCUCAUCAAGUGUGUCUCCAAACUUGAGAAUCUCUUGAAAGACAGGAAUCUCAAGGAAUAUGAUGUACAUGUUGCUUUUGGGAUAUUAUCAGGAAAAAGGGAAACAAUUUCUGUGCUUGCCAAAGAUUUACGCCAAACAAAGAAUCACUGUGUUACUGCUUUGGAUGACCUUCUCACUAGACUUGACCUGCCGUUCAACAAAGAUUGCAUUUGGCUCAGGAAUUACUUCAUUAGCAAUGCAAAAUGUGUGCUAUGCACUCCAUUAUCAACAUUUGAUCUUCAGCUUUCAGCUGGUUCUAUCGAGACACUUAUUGUUGACAAUGCCGAUCAAAUAAGAGAUUAUGAUCUUAUUCUUCCUUUAACUCUCCGCGAUGUCAAAAAUAUUGUAUUAACAGGAGAUCCAAGUAAGGUGAAGGAAGGAUCAUUCUUUCAGAGAUUGCUGUCAGUCGGCUUUAGUGUCUUUGAAUUGAGAAGGCAAUACAAUCUGUUGGAUGACAAAGAGAGACAUGAGGCAGAUGGGCAAAAUACCCUUUCCGAAGCUUUAAAUGACAAGAUAAAGGCUGAAGAGCUGUCCCUUACAAUUGGUUCACCGAAACAACUAUAUUCUGAGUUCACCUGGCUCCAUCGUCCUCACAAUCAGAAGUACAUCUUACCUCAGUUGUGCGACCAGAAAGGACAUCCUCACUGUACUGUACAUGCUAGUUUAGCGGCUUUGGAAUUCAAGUACAAGUAUAAAGCCGCAUCAGAAAACCCUCCUCAUGAUUUCAGCUCCAAAUUCUGUACAAAGCAUAUGUUGAAUGUAUAUGCUGCUAAGUACGGCGAACUAGGAAGUGAGCGUGAAAGUACAAGGGGUAGCAAACGCCUUUCAAAUGUCUUGGAUAUAUUGCAAAAUGAUGGAGCCAAGAGAGAAGCAAUGAUGGGCAAACAGGUCUAUAAAAUCUCUUCAUAUGCGUGUACAUACAAAAUUGGAAACGAUACUGAGUGUCUUCAAGAAACCAUCGAUCAUUUGAAGAUAGGCGACAUUUCAAUUGGAUCAUUUAAAGUUUCCGAAAAUCUCAGGUUUUUUAAGCCCGGAGAAGUGUACAUUUACAACCCAGAAAAGCCAGUACUCACUCCAACAGCAAAUCAGCCAAGUGCCCACUGCGUGCUGGUAAUAGGAGGUGGAGGCUGCCCAAGCGACAGUACUGCGGAACCUGUCUUAGCUUGCAACAUGCAAUUCAUGAUACAAAAUAGCUAUGGCAAAGGUUUCGGGGAACUGGGAAUUGGUAGAGUACGCGGAGAUUCGUUCAGUACCAUGCAUCGGAUCAGUUUGUAGGCUGAGCGCCUCUGAGGUUCAUAUCUUGGUGGUGAUGUCAAUCUGUAAUGACUGAUGGUUGGUAGAUUAGCAUACGGUGGUAGUUUUGCAGGAUGUAGAUUGGUCUAGCUGAAAACAUGGGCUCCUUGGAGGGAGAUUGUGACAGCAUGCUGAGUAGGUCUCACCUCAGGUUUGGCUUAAUUUCAUGCUGAGUAGGUCUCCUCUGUUUCAAAAAAAAAAGGUCGCAGCCUGAAAUACUUCUGUUCCAUACACUAGUUGCAGUAGAGCUUCAGACAGUCCUCACCAUCAAUCAAGAUAAGUUGAUGGGAUUUUUGUGAAUUGUGAGAAUGAAAUGAUACUGCUACGGAUCUGCGACAGUUUUUCUCCUUCGGCUUUCGUUUUUUCGGCCGUACAUUUUGCGCCAAGAUUCGUGCUCCUGGGAACCCAGUCCGGCUCGGAUCCGACCCGCUAUCGUGCAUACCUCCCUGAUUUUGAACAGUAGCCUGGACCCGCGCGUCUAUUCCAGAAAUUUUCCUUCGUUCUCUUUCUUUCUCCUCGUCUCGAGGAGGCGGAGGCGGAGGGUGAGGCGAUUUUCGCCGUCGCCGCCGCCUUCUCACCGACGAUUUCUCCUUCCUCCCCGGCCUGACUUCCCCGCUUGCUUUUCCCGUUCCCCGGUGUCUGUAUCCUUGCUGACGUUUUUGGUCGGAUUUUUCCUCACUGUUUCUUGGUCCUGAUUUUUGGGGCAAGUUUGUAGGUGCUUUGAUUUGAGUCGGAUUGGCUCCAGAUCCAGCAUGCUUGUAUGUUUUGUAGAGGUCUUUUAGUUUGGUGGCUGUUUUCUUUUUUUCCAGAUCUCGUUCGCUUGUGUUUGGAUAAUGGAAAAUGAGGGGUGAGAUUGGAAUUGGAAAAUGAACGUUGGAUUAAAUGAAAAGGGGAGAAUGAAUGGUUAGGAUUUAAAUAUUUCUUUUGAUGGGUGGGGUGGGAAUUCAUUUUCCUAUCCCAUUACCAAACACUGCUUUUUUUUUUUUGAGUAGCCAAACACUGCUAAAUCCCUAUAACCUGUUGCUUAUAGGUAGAGCUAUAAGCAAUGUUGUGUUUUACGUUUUAGCUUGAGCUUUAAUCUUCCAUUAUGUUUUCGUCAGAUCUCAAAACCCAUAUGGUUUUUUCGUGUAUUUUGUAGCAGAUCUGGAUGAGCUAUAUAGAAGCUUUGAACUACAAAUGCUUUUUUUUUUUUUUGGUGAUUUGAGUUCUUAGACGGAUUUUUCCAAUCCGCGAUUUCAGUUCAUUGGUGGGAUUCGGUUGCAGGUUUACAACAUUUUAGUGCUCGAUGGAUCAGGGAUGCUUCCCUGUUCAUGGAUUUUUUGUUGUUUUAUUGCGCAAAUUGCAAUCAGAUCCCUGUUCAUGGUGUGAAUAGAACAGAGAAGGGGAACCAUUGUUAUUCUGAAUCGGAUCCGUUAGUUUCAGAGAUGAAUGGAAUGAUCUGUUAGUUCUAAAUUUUGAUCCCUUCGCAUGAUGUUCGUAGUUUGGUUGAUUAAUCGCUCAAGUUCAUGCACGUGUAUGAAAUCUUUCUGGAUAUGAGGCAUUUCGGUUCAUGUACGCAUGUCAACUGGUCUCCCAGUGUUUCUGUUUAGAUAAUGAAAUUGGUGAGUGGUUGCAUACCUGCAUACAAUUUUGCACUAGGCAAAUGUGUAAUCUGUACAGAGCACGUUGAGUUGCAUAAUAAUGUAUAAAUAAGAUGUAAUUUGAUUAUCAAAAUUAAAACAAUUUGAUACAAUUUUAAGCCUAAAAAUAAUUAAGAUUGCAUGUUUUUAAGAGAGAAGCAAGAAGAGACAAUUUGGACCAUAGAUUUAUCAUCUAAAGGCUAGAAAUAAUUGGGGUGAUAGUUUAAUGAGAGAAGAGAGAAAUAGUAUUAACUACAUUUAGUGAGUUCAUCGAAUAUUCUGACCCUUAGAUCUAUUUAUCCAAUGGCUCGUAUGAAGAAGAGUUGGAUCUGCCCUUCCAUCGCUGCCCUGAACUCCACCUGCGAUCCGGCGUGACGACAGGAGCGGAGCUGCGACUACCGGGUUUCCAUGGUGCUGUGCUGCUCACGGUAGGGUUCUCCUCGGCUCCUUGGUUCAGCUGCUGCUGCCUGCGUAUUAUUCUGAUUGUGUAUUUGGGAUUUUAUAUAGAUUAAACCAGUUGGGGAUUUUUAUUUUAAUAGGGGAACCCAGUCUAGCUCACCCACCCAACGAAUUUUAGACUAGCGCCUAGAGGCCACGUUGUUAGCAAUGACAGUGGUCGUUGGGGGUUAGCAGCGCCAGCUUGCGGGGAUACCAGCGGCAGCCUGCAACCAACAGUAUGUUGCUAGAGAAUGAACUGAAGCUGCAGCCAACCAUGUCCUAGAAAAUAGUAACUCUCUUAUCAAAUGUUGUUUUGGACGGAUAAAUUGUGAUUUAUUGUUUGGUAGGGACUGCGGUGGAGUUACAAAUUAUGAGAAUGAGCUAUAAGAGAAGGGGUAA
Oryza sativa Japonica Group (Japanese rice) is the source of this 5534-nucleotide messenger RNA. RefSeq lists its product as uncharacterized. Lineage: Eukaryota; Viridiplantae; Streptophyta; Magnoliopsida; Poales; Poaceae. Gene Ontology annotation, molecular function: helicase activity. The record is from RefSeq and is a predicted model, not a curated record.